GAUUCCUCUGUGUGUUUAUUCUGCAUCACGUUGCCGCCUGUGUGCGUCCAGACGCAGCCGCCUGGACGCGCCUGUCAUCUGGAGGAAACUCCUCCCCGCAGACAGCGCGUCCUGUCGCCUUUCCAGCGCAAUGGUCUCCUGGAUCAUCUCUAGACUUGUGGUACUGGUGUUUGGUACACUAUAUCCUGCAUACUCAUCUUAUAAAGCUGUGAAGUCAAAAGAUGUGAAAGAAUAUGUGAAAUGGAUGAUGUACUGGAUAAUAUUUGCUCUAUUCAUGACGGUGGAAGUAUUUACAGAUAUGUUUCUAUGUUGGCUUCCUUUCUACUAUGAACUGAAGAUAGCCUUUGUGGUGUGGCUUUUGUCCCCUUACACGAAGGGCUCCAGCGUACUCUACAGGAAAUUUGUUCAUCCCACGCUUUCCUCAAAAGAAAAGGACAUUGAUGACUACAUCUGCCAAGCGAAGGACAGAAGCUAUGACACACUGGUGCAUUUUGGGAGAAAAGGGUUGAAUGUUGCUGCCACAGCUGCAGUCAUGGCUGCAACAAAGGGUCAGGGGGUCCUCUCAGACCGGCUGAGGAGUUUCAGCAUGCAGGACCUGUCUUCCUUCCAGGGCGACCCCGUCAACACCGGCUCCGGGACCACGCAGCCCACCCCAGCAGCACAACACCGGACCAGGACUAUGAUGCGCAGCAAGUCAGAGAGCUACAACAAGGGACCGGACUUUGACAUGACAGAGUUUGAGGUGUUGGGGUUGGACCAAUGGGACUCCAAGGACUCACUGUCCCAAACCAUUUCAGCCUCUGAGUCUCCCCAGUCCUCCCCACCCUCUACACCUUCUCCACCUCCCACUCCUCCUCCUCCUCUUCCUCUUCCUCCCACCUCUCUACCUCUACCUCCACCUCCAUCUCCACCUCCCUCCCCUCCUGCCUCGGAGCAACCUGAGGAGGUGGUGAAAGGGGUGCAGGAGUCGUCGGGCUCUCCACAGCUCAGGCUGGUUAAGAGGAAGGCUCCUGAGCCUCCUCUUAGAGUCCUGAGGCCUCUCACGAGAUCCAGGAGCGCUCUUUCCUCGAACAAUGAAGCCAUGUGAAACAGUCCUCAAGACUCCUCCAGCUGCCUUCGCUGCAAGAAGUAAAAAUACUGAAUGGCCAAAAGCUACAUGACUGAAGCAGCCUUUGCUUUGGAAUAAGGUAUUACCAAAGUGACCUACGAUGAUCCCUCGAUAUAUAAUAUAUAGCUUGUGGCUCAUGAUCAAAAAAUUUAGUGUGAGACACAGAGAUAGGACAAAUGAGUGAAUGGGCUCCAUGCUGAUAAACAUUUUCAGUUUGUGGGUUAUUGAAUGAAUAUGUGUAUUUAUGUACAGUUUGUGUGUAUUUCAUCCUUCUGAGUUGAUUGUUUUUAUAUAUCAGGUUCGGGUUGGCAAUCGCAUGUGUGUCUUCCCAGUCAUUAGUCCAUUAAACAGAAUGUACUGUCACUGAAAACCACAGCUGGCAUUGGGAGUGACACUGUUGCUGUUCCAGAAUGUGUUAAAAACGCCAAGGAUCCAACGAGGAGGUGCCGCUGUUUUUCCCCUCAGUCUUUCUGUUCUGAAGAAACAUUUUUUAGCAGCUGAAUUCUGCACUGAUGAACUUCCAGUGAGAAGAAACAGCUGACUAUCCAAUUACCUUAAAAUCACUAAAAGUGGAAAACGAUAUUCUGUUAUUUACCUCUUUUAUAAAGCCUUAAAAACAAAAACGCAGAGACGUGAAAAUAUAAAAUGUCUCGUGGCGAAAAGUAUUUAAAACGACUUUUUUUCUCUUUAAACAAUCAUUUUUGCACUAUGUUUAAACUAAUUUACUGCCCUUGCUCUGAAAUGACCAUAAAGAUAAAUUUAACAGUGAUCAUAACACUUUAUUUAGAAACAGAGGAAUAAAUAAAAGUACAUAGAAAUCCCUCCUGCCAGAGGUUUCCUCAGUGGAGCAGACUGUUUAUGACAAUCUACUGUUGGGUUUUUCAGCACGUUACGUCAUAUAUUUGACAAUUUAUUGAGCAAAUCAAAGGGUCACUUUCAGCUGUAGCAAAAAAAUGGAAUAGAAUUUAAUUAAAUGUGCUAAAUAUAUAAACUUGGAUGUUUUCCAAUGGUUAAAACCACUGUGUAAAAUUUAGCAGUUAACUGAGCAACACUAAACACACUAUCUUCUACUAGCUUCUUGUUUUUUUUUUUUUUUUAGGAACUCAUGCGAGUGACUGUAUCGGUUUGGAGGUUUACAACAUUUUAAUAUCAUCAGGUGGUGAUACACUUGUGUCAUUGUAUGUUUUCAUCCUGUACUUUAUUCACUGAGCCUGAGCUGUGAAAAGGUUUUACACAAAGCAUCACUGUGGGUGGAUUUCCACAGCAGAGUUUUCAUCGUCGUACGUUUCUCAUUUGGGAUGGUUUGAAGUUUGAAACAAAUGCUUCUCAGGUACAACCGUUCUGUUUACACGUCACUCACUCUGAUGUUGUAGAUACACUUGUUAUGCACAUGAAAUGUCCUUUUAAUGGAUACAUGGUUAAAAAAAAAAAGAAAAAAAAAAGUCAAACAGAUCAAAUCAGAUUCUGU
Molecule: messenger RNA, 2576 nt
Organism: Sphaeramia orbicularis (orbiculate cardinalfish)
Lineage: Eukaryota; Metazoa; Chordata; Actinopteri; Kurtiformes; Apogonidae
Gene: reep1
Product: receptor accessory protein 1
Exons: 8
Coding region: 131-1087 (318 amino acids)
Biological process (GO): endoplasmic reticulum tubular network organization
Cellular component (GO): cytoplasmic microtubule; endoplasmic reticulum tubular network; endoplasmic reticulum membrane
Molecular function (GO): microtubule binding
Source: RefSeq, a predicted model, not a curated record